Molecule: messenger RNA, 654 nt
Organism: Alternaria postmessia
Lineage: Eukaryota; Fungi; Ascomycota; Dothideomycetes; Pleosporales; Pleosporaceae
Gene: PSF1
Product: DNA replication protein psf1
Exons: 3
Coding region: 1-654 (217 amino acids)
Biological process (GO): DNA replication; DNA strand elongation involved in mitotic DNA replication
Cellular component (GO): GINS complex
Source: RefSeq, a predicted model, not a curated record
AUGUAUGGAGAAGCGGCCAAUAAAUUAGUGCAAAACGCGAAGCGCACUCUUGCCCUCCCCCAUCUUCCGCCCUAUGCCUCGGAGCUCACGCGCUCCAUAGUCCGCGAAGUGCGCGACCUCGACAAAGACGUUUCGUCGAUCCUCGCUCCCUACAGCGGCUCCUUCAACCCCAGCGCAUCGCCUGAAACAGCCUGCGCUCUCCUUGUAAACCACUUGUGUAUGCGCCGGAACAAGCGGUGUCUACUCGCCUACCACCGUGUGCGGAGCGACAAGCUGGAGGAAUACUGCUGGGAGGGUAUCGAUGUGCUGGAGCAACAGGGCAGCAAGGACCAUAGUGGAGAAGGAGGGAGGGGAAAUGGUAUGGGUGCCGGAGGCGGAAAAGAAGAGAGCAGUCUGAGUCCAGAAGAGGAAGAAUACGUGAGGCAGUACAGCGAUCUGCUUGCUGCGUACAAGGGGCAAUGGACCGACAUCGACCUGACGGGGAGUCUGGAGCCGCCUCGCGAUCUCUUCAUCGACGUUCGCGUCCUAAAAGAUGCGGGCGAGAUACAGACGGAAUACGGGUCCAUAACCCUGACCAAGAACUCGCAAUUCUACGUCCGGCAUGGCGACGUUGAACGCCUCAUCACGCAAGGAUACCUCCAACGUCUAAGCUAA